Messenger RNA from Peniophora sp. CBMAI 1063, 1239 nucleotides. The record is from the annotation of a GenBank genome assembly. Lineage: Eukaryota; Fungi; Basidiomycota; Agaricomycetes; Russulales; Peniophoraceae.
AUGACUCCAACCAGAAUCCUCAUCAUCGGCGGUGGUAUCGCUGGACCCGUUCUUGGUCUGCAUUUGAAGCUUCGGGGCUAUGAGCCGGUCGUAUAUGAACGCCUCCAUCACUUCAUUGAUCUUGGCGUCGGUCUUCUGCUUCAACCAAACGGCUUGAAGAUACUCUCGCUCAUCCCCGGCCUACUCAAGAGCUUCGACGGCGGCACGGUCGACUCCCUGAUCUCGCAUUCGACGCUCCCCGAAGAUGAAGGUUUGCUGGGACGAAACGACGUUCCUUCCGUAUUCUCAGAGCAAUACGGCAAUCCGAUGCUAGGUGUACGGCGUACGACCUUGCACGCGGGCCUCAUCGCCGCUUGCGAGAAGUACGGUGUCGACGUCAAGUGGGAUCACCAGUGUACAGGCUUUGAACAGCACGAACACUCAGUGACAGUGGCUUUUGCGAACGGCAAGACUGCCACUGGGAGCUUCGUUGUCGGCUGUGAUGGGUUGCAUAGUGCCGUCCGGGUUGGUCUCUUCGGAAAGGAGACGGCAAGUUAUACCGGUCUUACACAGGCUGGCGGCGUCUGUUUGACCCCCGCGAGUCUUAGCAAACCACCCGCUAUGGUGAACUUCUAUGGGGAUAAUGCACACAUGAUCACUUACCCGAUCAACGACAAAGAGAGCUCUUGGGCGCUCACGCUCAGAGAAGACGAACAUCAAGAGACCUGGCAUGCCGCAAGUAAUGAUAUUCUGCAGAAGAUCAAAGAUUCGCCACAAGCCAAGUGGCCUUUUGGUGCCGGAGAUCUCAUCAAGGCCACCGACAAGGUCGUCAAGUACGGGCUCUAUGACCGUCCCCAGCUUACCUCGUGGUACAAGGGCCGUGUCGUGCUCCUUGGCGACGCGGCUCAUCCGACAAGCCCGCAUCUAGGCCAGGGCGCUAACCAAAGCUGGGAAGACGUAUAUCACCUUACAGCAUUCUUGGAUAAGUUUAACUCGAACCGCGAAUCGCUCCCGACGUCAGACCUCGCCACGAUCUUCAAGGCCUACGAAGGCGCACGCAUUGAGCGCACCUCUUUGUUGGUGCAGAAAGCUCGCGAGCAAGGCAAUUCACGUGUUGUUUCUGGCACGUCAAAGUGCAAGGAAAGAAACGAGGGCUACCGUCAGAUCAUGAAGGAUGGUGGGCACAGUCAGAGUGCGAUGUUCGCCGCCUUAUACGCAGACUCGCUCAACGUCAAACCAAUACCCGGUGUAGUCACGUAG